CAAUCGCAAAAUCUGUUGCGCCACAGUUCAAAGUAAUGUGCUGUAAUGUUGAUGUUAUCAUUGAGGUCAAGAUUUCUUACAGACUAUUUUACAUGCCAGACUUCUCCUUUACUGAAAACCCUGUGGAGGUGGUGCCUGUUCUCAUAACCCAACUAGAGCUACAAAACCAAUGCAAGACUAAAUGUAUCUUUAAAACUAAAUGGUCCAGGAGAAUUGUACUGAAGUAUAUAUGUGAUCAAAUGGUAUUAAAUGUAUAAUACUUGCUACAUUAUCAACCAUAUAGAAUAACAUAUGGUCAUAUAUAAAGUCAUCCAGGUGAAGCCUUAAAACUAUGGUACCACAAGUAUCAUUUAAAGUGCUUCAUCAGUCUGAUACAAACUAAACACAAUAACAACCACUGAAGCAGAUCUAGCCUCAGCCAAGCCACAAUAGUAGUCUGUGGAUUAUUUAAUUGCAACUAAUUCACUUUUUUAUGCAGCACUCGGAUACCUGGCUUGUGCCAGCCACCUGUGUUGCUGCUGGAUGUAUUUGCCCAAGACUUGAGUUGACCAACCCUCAGGAUCAUCACAUCUGGGAGGUAGCCUACCAGCCUACCAGGUGACCCAGUCAGCUAGGCUGGUAGGAUGACAUACAUCUGGGUGGAAACUCCCAUGAGUGAUGUCACCAUAGGGUCAUCAACAUCAACAUCCCUUGGUGGUAAAACGUGUAUUUCUAAAUUCCAGUUAACCCGUUCUAGGCACAUUCAACAAACGGCUAUAAACAGCUAUAUAAUGUAAAUAUAGCGGCAUAGCACAGUCUUGCUGAAGACAUCUGUCCAUCCUGGAUGUAGGCCGGAGGACCAAGCCGUGGUUGGGGCCAUCUCUCCUCGCUCAAGCUCCGUAACGGACCUCCCCCCUCAGCUCCUUGGUGACGUAGUUGAGCAGCGCCGCGGUCACCUGCUGCUGGAGCGUGGCGUUGCCCAUCACCAAAGCGUCGACCUGCGCCACAUCCCAGCAGCCCAUCAGUCCCCCCACAGCACCGCCUACGGCCAGGAAUCUAUUCCAUUUAUUCCGCUUGAGAUUCAAUCAUCAGAGAAUAUUACGUAGGAAAGCAGCUUUUAAAAAGGUUUACAGACUGAAAUAGACAGUCAACCCUCACGAUAAUACAUUUUGAUAUGUAUGUGAGUGACUCGACUGGUCAAUUAAUGUCAGGGCCUCUAGACUGAAAGCAAAUUAUUCUAGUGCAUACAUGGUUGCACUCAAGUAUCCUUGACCCUAGAGGUCAUUUAAGGUCACAUCAGAGAGUCAUUUCAGGUAGGAAGUCCGAGCACUUCUGCCUCUUUGAAUGGCGUUAAUGUGUUUUGGGUUUUUUAUGAGAUGACUCUUACCGCCGGCAAUUUCACGUGGCCCGAAAAGCAGACCUCCAAAAAAGGCACACACUGCAACAAUCAUAGCUCCUUUGGUAGCCGUUUGAAAUGAAACAGUAAUUUUCUGCUGAGCCGAGACUUCACAGCACAGGCGCAUGGCGUGUGCCAAUACUGGAGUUGGGAGAUGAUGACAGACCUGACAUUGCUGACAAAGCAUUCAAGGUUUUUUUAUGGUAGUCAACUAAACCAGCACAUUCUUCAACAUUUAAAUGUUCUUUUUUAUGUAUGUUUUUCUUUAUUUUUAAAUUACGGCUAAUCAAAUACUUUCCAGGAAAAUGAUGCAUUACUGGACUUAUUUUUGGCUCAGCCUUAUGACCUAUUCUGUGCAACUGGUUAAGCAUGUGUACCAGUGUUGCCAUGCUAAGACAGAUGGGCUUUUUCCACAUUGAAUAUUGACUUGUGAUGACGUUGACCUGCACUAAACGUCCAAUUGUCAUAUCGAUUAAAGCAUAUGGAGUGACCUCUUUCGUAGAUCGAGUGACCACAAAAAGUUUCGUGAUUCUAUUGAUUUAGGGUUCCAAAUGAAUACAACUCUUGAGUAAUCUGAAUGUGUAAAAUAAUGAUGAAUACCUAUUUUUACCCUUCGGUGGAAGAUUUUACAUUUUGGGGAACUUGACCUCCUUGGAAGUUCAGGGUUGUCAUUUGUUGGGGGAGGAGCAUGGUGUGCCAACAUCCUCGUAAUGAGUCUUGAAAUGUACUGCACACCACAACCUGUCCACACAACCGCAUUGAUCUGCAUUCGCUGCUCAACGUCUCAACACUAGACUUUUAACAGUGCAAGUCAAGUCAUGGCAGCCAACAACCGAUCGUUCACCAAGGUGAACCACGCCCGCAUCAAGGCAGUUGAGCGCUCGUUCGGACCCGGUGCGAGGCCCCUUUGCAAGCCGGACAGGGUGCUGGUUGGAGAGGGACGGCUGUUGAAGCGCAGCCGCCACGGGAAUCAGCCCAAAGCAUUUUUCCUCUUCAACGACGUGCUGGUGUACGGCACAGUCGUCGCGUCGUGUCAGUGGCACAAGAACCGGAGAAUCGUACGUCUAGAGGACAUCGAGCUGGAGGACCACGAGGACAGCCCACCAAUGGAGAACCACUGGCUGAUCCGCACGCCUCGCAAGUCCUUCUACGUGGCGGCCGGCUGCCCCGAGGAGAAACGCGCCUGGAUGGAGCGCAUCGUCGAGUGCCGCGAACGCCUGCUGCAGGGCGCCGCCACUCGCCAGCACAGCUCCACCUUCCAACCCUUCGCCCCCACCUGGAUCCCAGACCAUGUGUCGGCCAUGUGCAUGCGAUGUCCCAACAAGUUCUCCUUCAUCCAGCGCCGCCACCACUGCAGGAACUGCGGUUUCCUGGUGUGCGCGGCGUGCUCCGAGCAGCAGGCCGUGCUUCCCAACAUCCACCGCCGCGAGCCCCAGAGGGUGUGCGAACUGUGCCACACCAGCCUCCUCAAGGAGCAGGAGAGGACCGAAAGGAUGGGGGACAGCAGGGGGGAGGGCCUGGAAGUCAGUGAUGAUGAUGAGGGGGUCGGGGAUGGACUCCCAAGGGCCCAGCAGGUUGGACUCCCAUAAACCUGGUCCCCAUGCGUAUUUAUGGAGCCAGCACACCUGCGGCCUGGGAAAAUGAACAAUUCUCCAGACAUUCUUAUGUGAUUUUUAUUUUAAAAAGAUUUACAAAACAGAGCGGGACUUGAGAAAUAUAUAUGUACACUGAAGUGGCGAAGGAAGCUGUUUCCCUACCAUGUCUGUCGCAAGAAGCAUCAUUUGUAAUUGUUAGUAGUUUACAAAAUCUAUUCGAAAUGCACUUUAAAGGGGGAGUGUGGAUUGAUCUAGGGCAGAGGUGUCAAACACAAGGCCCGCGAUCCGAAUCAGGCCCGCUAACUCAUUUUAUGUGGCCUGCAGUAGCUUCAAAUGAAUUUGAAAAUCGUACAAAAAAAAGACAAAAAUGCAAAAAAGUUCUGCCACACAUCUCUGAUAAGCUAUCAUUGCAUUCCCCACCAAAAAGCCCUGUGGGAAAUGGUUCUGGAACUGUAUGAUAUAAUGACAACAACGGUCAUUAUAUGGCAGAGAUUCAGGCUCGUGGCCUGGAUCAGCGCCAGUUCCAGCAGUUUUUGAAGGAGGUUGCUAAGAAUAUGGAGAUGUGACAUACCCUACACAGAAUUAAGGUGGUAGGACUGCAGUCCUCAAACAAGUUUUUGAGCUUAGUAACGUUUAUUUAAUAACUUAUGUUUUUUAACUUAUAUUACUUUUUUUUAUUCACUUGAACAGUUUGAUCUUUGAUUGAUUGAGUUAUGUUGGUUUUCUUCACUUGAUAAAUUAAAAGGAUUUAUGUUAAUAUAACAGAGCAAUUUUCUUAGUUGCUUACAUAUAUAUUCAAAUGUAUGUAAUUGCAUGUACAAGUAUGCAAUGUAUAUUUAUGCACCUGAAUAUAUAAUAAUCAAACAGACAGUUAUUUAACAAUAUCUUAAGGAAUAGUUAAAUUAUGUAGUCUUAGUUACAACCGGCCCUUUCAAGGGAACCUAUAGAUCAGGCUACCAGGUUGCUUAAUUAAACAUCCAUUCAAUGCAUAGCUUGAAGUGCGCGGAAAGCUCUAUAUAAUUCCAAUUUAUUAUUAUUAUAGCUGAGUGCAUGGCGCAAUACAUGGGAUGCCACAAGAGGCAAGUUAUCGGAAAUCUAUAAGCCUUGCUAGCUUUUAUUUGCUUUUCUUAUUUGCCCUUCUAUGUAAGGACUGAUAAGUCACAGACACCACUUUGACAGAAUUGUAAAAGGGUUUACUGGCACUUGCUUUAAUCCACUGUAAUAACAUGAUAAGGUUACUGGUACUCACUUGUGCAUUUAGUCAUGGUGCAUAACCGGUUCAUUGGAUCAACUAGAGCUAAAUCCAUUUUGUUUAGCAGCUGUUCCGCUCAACAGUUCUGAAAGCGCCUAUAGAUAUGUGAUGUAUCUUUAUUGUUUUUCUGAUUCCUAUGACCACCAUGCAUUCUAUUAAGUAUUUUCUUUCUCAAAUAUUUUUUAUACUAAACUAUUCUAGGCAGAUUAUUUUAUGCAUAACUUUCGAUAAAAGCAUCUGCUGAUUGACUUAAAUCAAUAACAAAGUAAAGAAAAUGUUUCACUAAGUAUUUAUUAAAACAUGAUCGUCUUCAAAUAAAAGGGAAGGAAAUUAAAAGCAAUCAGAAAACUCCAUCGCAAAAUCUGUUGCGCCACAGUUCAAAGUAAUGUGCUGUAAUGUAGAUGUUAUCAUUGAGGUCAAGAUGCCUUCCAGACUAUUUUACAUGCCAGACUUCUCCUUUACUGAAAACCCUGUGGAGGUGGUGCCUGUUCUCAUAACUCAACUAGAUCAACAAAACCAAUGUAAGACUAAAUGUAUCUUUAAAACGAAAUGGUCAGGGAGAAUUGUACUGAAGUAUAUAUAGGAUCAAAUGGUAUUAAAUGUAUAAUACUUGCUACAUUAUGAACCAUAUAGAAUAACAUAUGGUCAUAUAUAAACUCAUCCAGGUGAAGCCUUAAACUAUGGUACCACAAGUAUCAUUUAAAGUGCUUCAUCAGUCUGAUACAAACUAAACACAAUAACAACCACUGAAGCAGAUAUAGCCUCAGCCAAGCCACAAUAGUAGUCUGUGGAUUAUUUAAUUGCAACUAAUUCACUUUUUUAUGUAGCACUCUGAUACCUGGCUUGUGCCAGCCACCUGUGUUGUUUUUGGAGAUAUGCCCAAGACUUGAGUUGACCAACCCUCAGGAUCAUCACACCUGGGAGGUCACAUCCUGAUGGAUGUAGCCUACCAGCCUACCAGGUGAGGUGACCCAGUCAGCUAGGCUGGUAGGAUGACAUACAUCUGGGUGGACACUCCCAUGAGUGAUGUCACCAUAGGGUCAUCAACAUCCCAUUUGGUGGUAAAACAGGGGUACUUCUAAAUUCCAGUUAACCCGUUCUAGGCACAUUCAACAAACGGCUAUAGACAGCUAUAUAAUGUAAAUAUAGCAUAGCACAGUCUUGCUGAAGACAUCCGUCCAUCCUGGAUGUAGGCCGGAGGACCAAGCCGUGGUUGGGG
Messenger RNA from Gadus chalcogrammus (walleye pollock), 5441 nucleotides. It is a transcript of the gene plekhf1, whose product is annotated as pleckstrin homology domain containing, family F (with FYVE domain) member 1. The transcript has 2 exons. Gene Ontology annotation, molecular function: metal ion binding; phosphatidylinositol binding. Bases 2194 to 2964 code for a protein of 256 amino acids. NCBI's taxonomy places the organism in Eukaryota, Metazoa, Chordata, Actinopteri, Gadiformes, Gadidae. The record is from RefSeq and is a predicted model, not a curated record.